AUGACCGACCGUACGACGCUACUCCGGCCACCUCCUGAGGACCCCAACAAGGCGCAGAUCGAGAAUGCCCUGGACGUGACGGAACUGGCCGUACUUGGCCCCAACAUCUUCACCAACACCCGACAGCCAUGGCACCCCCCCGGAGCUCGCGGCAUCUACGGCGGCGCCGUGAUCGCGAUGUGCCUAGCCGCAGCACAGCGCACCCUAGCCUCCGACUUCCUAGUCCACUCAUGCCACUGCUAUUUCCUCCUCGCAGGCUCGUCCGAACUGCCCAUCCUCUUCCACGUCGAGCAAGUCCGUGACGGCCGCUCCUUCGCCACGCGCACCGUCCAGGCCCGACAGCGUGGCCGCUGCAUCUUCACCACCACCAUCUCCUUCGUGCGGGAUUCCUCCUUCUCCUCCUCCUCCUCCUCAGACACCACCAACGAAGACGGAAUCAGUAAAAAGGAAGAACACAAGGAACUCGCCGUCCGCCAUGCCAGCGAAAUCCCCCGCGGCGAGGACGGCCAGCCCCUCCGGCCCCCACCGGACGACUACGCCGACGAACCCGAACUCGUCGCGCAAGGCCCCUUCCAAGGCUCCCCCAUGACCCUCGUCAACCGAAACAGCUCCAAGCCCGGCGAGAAAAAGACGCGCCAAUGGGUCCGCGCGCGAGGCCGCAUCACCGGCGGACAGGCCGCACAACUCGCCGCGCUGGCGUAUGUCUCCGACAGCUACUUCAUCGGCACGCUGACACGGCUGCACAAGCUGUGGCGGUUCCCGUUUCGCGCUGAGGACCUGGAUGAGCUGCCGAGUGAUUUGAAGGAGAAGGUCACGACGCUGCAUCGGUGGGAGGGCAUGGGUGAUGACCCGCGUGAGAUGGUUGGGCGCCCGACCAUUGGGAUGAUGGUUAGCUUGGAUCAUACGAUUUAUUUCCAUGAGCCGACGCGGGUGCGCGCGGAUGACUGGAUGCUCACUGAGAUGGAGAGUCCGUGGGCUGGUGAUGGGAGGGGCGUGGUCAUGCAGAAGAUUUUCGCUAAGGACGGGACAUUGCUGGCUACUUGUGUGCAAGAGGGUCUUGUUCGUCUUCAACAACCGGCCUCAGAGAACAAGGAGUCCAAGUUGUAG
Dichotomopilus funicola is the source of this 1107-nucleotide messenger RNA. RefSeq names its product thioesterase-like superfamily-domain-containing protein. Bases 1 to 1107 code for a protein of 368 amino acids. Gene Ontology annotation, molecular function: fatty acyl-CoA hydrolase activity. Gene Ontology annotation, biological process: acyl-CoA metabolic process; fatty acid catabolic process. NCBI's taxonomy places the organism in Eukaryota, Fungi, Ascomycota, Sordariomycetes, Sordariales, Chaetomiaceae. The transcript has 3 exons. The record is from RefSeq and is a predicted model, not a curated record. Gene Ontology annotation, cellular component: peroxisomal matrix.